AUGGAUCCCCGGAGGCCCCCUUUCCAGGGCACUGCCCCCUUUCGCAUGCCCUGUGGGGCCCACAUGCCUGGGCCUCAGCAGCAGCUGCCUCAGCCUGAGCAUCUGAUCCGUGGCAGGGCAGUGUCCCUUCCAUGUACCAGCGGGAUGCAGAGGGUGCCGGAGGAGCCACGGCAGCCAGCUGUGCUGGUACGGCAGGAACCUCUUCCAUCUGUCACGACCCUGCAUUCCAUGUUCCAAGGACUUGGUUUUGAGACAAUCCCGAGACCUGCCUUGGGACGGGCAGUUCAGCCUUUGGGUCGAGGCAUCUUGGGGAGGGGCAUGGGUGAUAUGGAGGCCAAACUUAAAGCAGUCAUGCCAGUGCAGCCCACCUUUCCAUCACCAAAUGUCAUGCCAGCUGGGUGCAGCAAGGUGGAGAGGAUGUCGCUUUCUCCUGGCAGAAUUCUUGGCCGCGGGCAAAUGGAAGCUCCACCUGUCCCUCUUGGAAGAGCAGCCAUGUCACUCGGCAGGGGGUUGUGCAAAGUUCCUACAGACUUGACUUUCCUGCGCACAGGUGUGCUUCAGCCUCAGCUCUCACAACCGCUGCUGUCACCUCCCAGUUUUGCGCCCCAGCCAGAAAGUCCUCCACCCACCCUUGUUGAACAGAUGGAGAGAAAAGAACCGCUAAUGAAGCAAGGAUCUCAAGGAACUCCUUUCCCCUUAGGACUGAACCUGAUUAAAAUACACUGCAAAAAUGAAGCCGUUUACCAGUACCAUGUGACUUUCAGUCCUAAUGUGGAAUGCAAGAAUAUGCGGUUUGGAAUGAUGAAGGAGCAUAGAUCGGUGACAGGAGACGUUAUGGCAUUUGAUGGCUCUAUCCUCUACCUGCCUAUCAAGUUGCCUCAAACUAUUGAUCUGACGUGUCAGAGAAAGACAGAUGGAGCUGAGAUCACCAUAAAGCUUCAGAUGACCAAAAUCCUAGAGCCCAGCUCGGACCUGUGCAUUCCGUUUUACAAUGUGGUCUUCAGGAGGGUGAUGAGGAUUUUAGAUAUGAAACUUGUUGGGAGAAAUUUCUAUGAUCCCACCAGUCCUACAAUGCUGCAGCAGUAUAGGUUGCAGAUAUGGCCAGGUUACUCAGCCAGUAUCCGGAGGACGGAUGGAGGUCUCUUCCUGUUGGCAGACGUCUCCCACAAGGUUAUCCGGAAUGAUUCUGUCCUGGAUGUAAUGCAUGUAAUCUACCAGCAGAGCAGAGAGAACUUCCAGGAUGAGUGCACCAAGCAGCUAAUUGGCAAUAUCAUCAUUACCCGCUAUAAUAAUCACACGUACCGUAUUGAUGACAUUGACUGGAACAAGACUCCGAAGGACAGUUUCACCAUGUCUGAUGGGAAAGCGAUCACCUUCGUAGACUAUUACAGCAAAAAUUAUGGUAUAACAAUCAGGGAGCUGGACCAGCCGCUGCUGAUUCACAGACGCAAUGAAAGGCAGACUCCCCAAGGGAAGCUUCAGAGGGGUGAGAUUCUGCUGCUGCCAGAGCUCUCCUACAUGACCGGGAUCCCUGAGAAGAUGAAGAAGGACUUCAGAGCCAUGAAGGACCUAACCCAUCAAAUUAAUCUGAGCCCUAAGCAGCACCACGCAUCUCUGAGUAAUCUCCUGCACAGGAUUGAGGAGAAUGAGGCUGCUAGCAAGGAAAUGUCACGGUGGGGACUAUGUUUGGACAAGGAUGUGUAUAAGACACAAGGGCGCGUUCUCCCCAUGGAAAAAAUAAGCCUGAGGACCAGCUCUUUUAUGACUUCUGAGGACCUAAACUGGACCAAAGAAAUAACAAGAGAAGCUGUCAAUUCUGCGAUUCCCAUGCAUUACUGGGCAUUGUUUUAUCCAAAACGGGCCGUGGACCAAGCACGAGAGUUGGUCAGCAUGCUGGAGAAGGUCUCUGGCCCAAUUGGCAUGCAGUUAAACCAGCCCGCCUGGGUGGAAUUGAAAGAUGAUCGAAUAGAGACCUAUGCCAGGACUAUCAAAUCCAUCUUGGGCACUGAGGGUAAGAUGCAGAUGGUCAUAUGUAUCAUCACUGGGACCAGAGAUGACUUGUACGGAGCCAUUAAAAAGCUGUGCUGUGUGCAAUCUCCAGUACCCUCUCAGGUCAUCAAUGCCCGGACCAUCAUGACCCAGCCAAACAAAUUAAGGAGCGUAGCACAGAAAAUUCUACUGCAGAUUAAUUGCAAGCUAGGUGGGGAACUCUGGGGAGUGGACAUCCCAUUGAAACAGCUGAUGGUGAUUGGCAUGGAUGUGUACCAUGAUCCCAGCAGGGGAAUGCGCUCUGUGGUUGGCUUCAUUGCAAGCACCAAUCAUGCUCUCUCGAAGUGGUAUUCUAGGGUUGUGUUCCAGAUGCCUCAUCAGGAAAUGGUAGACAGUUUGAAGCUUUGUCUGGUCGGGGCCUUACAGAAGUUCUAUGAGGUGAACCACUGUCUGCCUGAGAAGAUAGCAGUUUAUAGAGAUGGAGUGUCAGACAGCCAGCUGAACACAGUGGUCAGCUACGAGAUCCCACAGCUCCAGAAAUGCUUUGAAGCCUUUGAGAACUACCAGCCCAAGAUGGUGGUCUUUGUGGUUCAGAAGAAAAUCAGCAUCAAUCUCUACUCUGCGUCCACUGAGCACUUUGUAGCCCCCGCUCCAGGGACUGUAAUUGACCAUACUGUCACCAGUAGAGAUUGGGUGGAUUUUUACUUGUUGUCUCAUCACAUCCGACAGGGUUGCGGCAUCCCGACUCACUAUAUCUGUGUGCUUAACACAGCCAACCUCAGUCCUGACCACAUGCAAAGGUUGACUUUCAAGCUUUGCCACAUGUACUGGAACUGGCCAGGCACUAUCCGAGUUCCAGCCCCCUGCAAAUAUGCUCACAAGCUGGCCUUUCUCGCAGGACAGUUUCUGCACCAUGAACCAGCUAUUCAGCUCUGUGAGAGACUCUUUUUCCUGUAA
Messenger RNA from Emys orbicularis (European pond turtle), 2946 nucleotides. RefSeq names its product piwi like RNA-mediated gene silencing 2 (gene PIWIL2). Gene Ontology annotation, molecular function: piRNA binding; protein binding; RNA endonuclease activity. The record is from RefSeq and is a predicted model, not a curated record. The transcript is spliced from 22 exons. Gene Ontology annotation, cellular component: P granule. Gene Ontology annotation, biological process: regulatory ncRNA-mediated gene silencing. Lineage: Eukaryota; Metazoa; Chordata; Testudines; Emydidae. The coding region runs from base 1 to 2946 and encodes 981 amino acids.